Molecule: messenger RNA, 8097 nt
Organism: Silurus meridionalis
Lineage: Eukaryota; Metazoa; Chordata; Actinopteri; Siluriformes; Siluridae
Gene: gse1b
Product: Gse1 coiled-coil protein b
Exons: 17
Coding region: 41-6001 (1986 amino acids)
Source: RefSeq, a predicted model, not a curated record
GGGAGUCGCGGUGGUUACGGAUGUUUCCCCCGAGCGGAGAAUGAACGAGGCAGGCGAUCAGGAGGCGGCCGCGGUGCCGCGGAAGCACCGACUCAUGUCCGCGGUCCACGGAGGCGCGUCUCCGGGGGGUCUGACGUGCCGACCGGGUCGCGUGCUGAACGGAGUCGUGUUGGUGCACUGUUUCGUGUGCGGCAGCGGCGUGACGCCGGGCAAGGAGCUGCAGCUGCAGGUCAAACACCGGCACGGGAGCGCACCGUUCUUCCCGUUCCUGCACGGCCAGGAGCCCGCGCCGGGAGCCGCUGAGGUCGGAGCCGACGGUCACGCGCUCGUGUGCGCGGUGUGCCACUGCUUCCUGCGCGAGCAGUGGAACGCGUUCGAGCGCAGCCGCACGCCGCUCGACAAGCGCGUGUACUGGCUCAAGAGGCCGCACCAGUGCGACGCCAGGCGCGCGCCGCGCGACUGGAACGCGACCCGUGACGCGGACGCGCGACCCUCUGCGAGCGGUCAGGACGGUGACGGCGACGAGUCGGACUUUUCGUCGUUCUCGGACAACGAGCACGCGUCGGACCAAGACUCGGACAUGGGAGAAAGGAUAGGAGGAGGAAUACAAAUAGGAGAGGAGAAAGAGAAGUGCCUCAAAUUCCACCCGAGAGCGUGCAAGGACGCCCGGGACGCCGAGAAGCUCGAGAGCGCGAGGAUGAAUCACGUGGCCCUCUCACGUCUCCACGGGAACCUGGCACGGCCAGAGAGCCCUUCUGCUGACACACCCACCCAGGACAUGCAGGACAGACGGAGUGGCUGGAACUCCAGGCUGCAGCAGUUGCUCUUCGGGCCUGGUGAGGAUUUCAGAUCACAUGAACAUGCCAAAGAAGCAGGUCUUAACCAGCUGUGUGACUCGGAUGCAUCUGAUGGCAAUGAGAUCAAUGUAACAAGUGAUGAAGAUCAUGAGGAUGUGAGGAAGGUUAUGGACAGACACGUGUGCUACAUCUGCAGUAGCAGACUUCUACCGAACAUCCGCUUUGAAGUGUGUGUGCAAAAGCAGGAGAGAGCAACCUCUGAGCCGUUCUUCCCCUUCCUGUGGUUGCACACACCUCCACCGGACGCUUUGCCAAUAAGCCCAGGAGGCCGCACGUUGGUAUGUGCCAGCUGCCAUGCGUCACUCAUGCAGCAGUGGCAGAGCUUUGAGCUGGCCGACGUACCUGUCCUACAACGUCUUUAUGUGGUGCCAGUUAACGUAGAUGGCACAACGUCACCCAACAUGGAUGGCAUCAAAAUUCGUCCUAUUUCUUCUGUACACCCUCACAGGAACGCCUGCUAUUUAUGCGGACAGGAUUGUGCCCAAGAUAUCAGGGUGGCAUACUCACGUGCUGGGGUAGGAAAAGCCCGUGGUGCCAUGUACUUUCCGUUUAUCAACCUGCUCCCAUGCCCACCAAAUGCCCAAAACAUGCGAGAUGGCCAGGUACAUUGCUGUUCCACCUGCUACACCAUCUUAGAAGACAUCUGGGCAGCGUAUCGUCUGUGCCUCAGCGAGGAGCUUAUUACGUCUGUCAGCACUUUCCUUGGGAGAUACCACCACACUACUACUACUUCAGGAGGAGUCUCGAGCAGCCUCGUCAGGACGCAUGAGAGCAUUCCGGCUUCCCUUCACCACACCUCGGUUUGUUACCUGUGUGGCACGGAGCUCUCUGGAGGUACUGAGCACCAGCUGCAUGUGAAUCCUCCUGGACGAUGUGGAGAGAAAGAGCCCUUCUUUCCUUUUCUCACGGUGCAUACGCCGGCCCCUCGCUCCCGUCCUGCAGAUGCCACCGGCUUGGUGGCUGCUUGUUCGCUUUGCUAUCACGAUCUUCUGGCUCAGUGGGCGCAGCACGAGGCUGCAGGAUCAGGGCCAUCCAGCAGCCCCUGGUCACGUCAGUACAGCUGCGAAUCAUUUGUCUGCUUUUUCUGCAGGCAGGAGAAAAGAAGGGCCCUGGGGUUGAGGGCGGUCAACGUCGCUCGGCUGCCCGUCUUCCUCUACGCCCCACGCGUUCGCCACACUCUUGUGGUGGAUGAUGGGAAACAACUUACAAUUGGCUCAUGUGUGGAAUGUAAAUCCAUGGUCUUGGCUGGACAGAACAUGCACCAGGAUGGCAAUCUGGACCAUGGAAGACCAGCAGGGACUAAACAGAAGCAGAGCUCCACAGCAGAAGAACCAGCCGGAAGCAGUAAAGAGGAUGCUCGUCACCCGGCUACACCCCUGAGAGAAGUCUCCAAGCAUGUCGGUGCUCUGUCCAGGGAUUCUGGGAUCAACAUCACAAGUUCUCGCCUAUCGAGCGACGACCGAGAUCGAUCACCUUCCAGCAUGAGCCAUGAGCCAAAGUCGCCCUCACUAGGCAUGAUCUCCACGGCGACGCGCACCACGGCGACGGUCAGCCCGCUCACGCCGUCACCCCUCAACGGCUCCAUCGUGGCCAAUGGCAGCCCGGCCGCUCAGUCUGCUCACUCCGGAUUCGCCGCCGCGCUACGCAAGCUGGCGAAGCAAGCCGAGGAACCUCGAGCAGGUUCCUCCAUCAGCAGCGAGUCGUCCCCUGUUUCAUCUCCAGCCACAAACCAGAGCUCUCCAGUGAGCACGCCCAAGCGCGGUCCCCUCGGACCGGUCAUUGUGCCCCCUGGAGGCCACAGUGUGCCCAGCACCCCACCGGUAGUCACAAUCGCCCCAACCAAAACGGUGAACAACCUGUGGAGGAGCGAGAGCCGCCCGGUACGAGAGUCAGAGUCGGGCCCCCAUGGUGUCAGUCGAGACCGUUUGGCCCCUGAGGCUCAGGAAAAGGGCGGCCCCUCGGUUCCACCCCACCUCAUAGGAAAUCCGUAUGCAUUUGGCCUGACGUCCGGAUCCAUCAUGCAGGAUUCACGUUUUCAGCCAAUGAACAGCCUGCCAAGGCAGAUGCCCCAUGGCAUGCCCCCUGCCGGAGUACCAGAGGAGUACUUGCGCGGUUUCCGCCCUUACCCCACGGCCGAGGACCUUCGCAUGCCCUCGCUGCCCUUGGGCCUGGACCCGGCAACUGCUGCCGCUGCUGCCGCUAACUAUUACCACCCCAGCUACCUGGUCCACCCCUCGUUCUCCCAUUACAGGAUGGAUGAUCCUUUCUUGUCGGCCCUGAGGUCUCCAUUUUAUCCUUUAACUGCAGGGGGCGCUUUGCCCCCAAUGCACCCGUCUGCUGUGCCCAUGCACCUCCCAGGGGUGCGUUACCCAGGUGACCUCAGCCAUCCCUCGCUGUCCAGUCUGCAGUCGGAGAGGCUCCAGAUGGAGGAUGAGCUUCGCCAGAGAGAGCGCGAGCGAGAGAGAGAGCGUGAGCGGGAGAAGGAGCGCGAGCGUGAGGCGGAGCGGGAGAAAGAGCGCGAAAGAGAGAGGGAGCGAGAAAGAGAGAGAGAAAAGGAGCUGGAGAGAGAACGGGAGAGGGAGAGGGAGAGAGAAAGGGAGCGCGAGAGGGAGAAAGAACGAGAGCGAGAGAGGGAACGAGAGAGAGAGAUGGAGAGACAGAAGGAGAGAGCGGCACGAGAGAAGGAGCUACAGGUGUCCAAGGCCAUGGAAGGUCACUACCUGGCAGAGCUCCACGCUCUCAGAGGUCAGGCCGAGGAACGAGUCAAGGCUGCCGAGAGACUCACUCCUAACAGAGCAGAUAAAACCAAAGAGCCCAUUCUUCCUGCUCCUAAGCCCAUCCAGGCAGGCCUUCACCCUUCAUUAAGCUCCACCCACCACCCGGUGCCCACCCUGCUCUCUGCACAUGGCAUUUACCUCAGACCAGGAGGGACGGGACCCGGAGUUUUGACGCCUGCCAUGAUCCUGCAGCAAAAUAACGAGGAGGAAAGGUGGAUGGCUCGGCAGCGGAAACUACGGCAAGAGAAAGAGGACAGACAGUACCAAGUGUCAGAGUUUCGCCAACAGGUCCUGGAGAAACAUCUAGACAUCGGUCGGCCAGGAGAUGCGCCCGAGCUACGGAACGAGGGGCCGAGGCCCAUGCCAAACCAUCACGAGCCCGCUAGCAGAGAGCGCGAACGAGAACGGGACAUGCACCCCCACCUCGGUGCUCCUCCACCUCUGAUCUCCCCCAAACCCCAGCCCAGAGACCAAACCCCUGCUCCACACACCAACCUCUGGAACCCCGCCUCGCUCAUAGAGACCACCUCGGAGUCACGGCGGAGUCACCAUGAGCCACAUUCAGGUCCCUAUGACAUCAGCCGUCUUGCUCCACCCUCGACCAAAACCGAGCGCCACUUUGGCUCGGAAAAGCCCAAAGACGGACACGAGAAGUUCCCGCUUAUUCGGCCGACAGGGUUCUCCGAGCCCCGCCCUUUCCUGGCCGAGCUGGAAAAAUCCACACAGUCCUUUUUGAACCAGCAGAGGGCGGCGCUGAGUCUAAGCACGCAAUACGGGGAGCUGAGCGGUACUCUGAAGAGCAGUACGGCCCAUAAGGGCCUACAGGGACCACCGGUGAGGCCAGGAAGUGAUAGUGUGCUGGUUUACGAUGAAUACCUGCAGCUACAUCGACGGCCGUUUAGCAAACUGGACCUUGAGGAGAGGAGGCGGAGGGAAGCAAGAGAGAAAGGGUACUACUACGAACUGGACGACUCGUACGAUGAGAGCGAUGAAGAGGAGGUGAGAGCUCAUCUCCGCAGAGUGUCCGAGCAGCCGCCACUCAAACUGGACGACUCCACUGAGAAGUUGGAGUUCCUGCAGCAGUUCGGUUUGACCACCAUGUCUCGGCGAGGAGAACUGCUGGAGAAGAAGAGGAGGAAGAGAAGAAGGAUGCUUCGGGAACUAAGCCCCUCGCCUCCGGCUGUGGCCAGCAAGCGCCUGGCACCUCCACUUAGCACCCGCUUUACUCCUGAGGAGAUGGACAGCAGCCCGGAGCUGGAGGCCAAAAAGCGAUUCCUUACCAUGUUCAGCCUCAAUCACCUGAGCACGCAGCAGAGGAAAGAGAAUGAAAAAGUGGUGGAGCUGCUACAUGCCAUCAAACAGAAGAGUGUGACCCUGGACAAUAUCAGGCAUAAUUAUUUACCACUGUGUAAGAGCCCGCUGCUCCAUUCGUCUGAUUCUUCCUCAUCCCAGUCUCCAGGGCAGCCAGUCGAGUUAGUCAGCGUCAGACUCCCGAGUCCUCCACCUCCAUCCAGUGGACCCCCAGCAGAUCCUUCCUCGGCUCCACCUCCCGAGCACCUCAGACCAGUUUCUGAACCGCUCAGACCGAAGGACGCUCCACUCUCUCUGCAAUACGCAGAGAAAAACCGAGGCAGCGACAUAAUCCUCAGCAAAAAGCCCUCCAGCCUGCUGAACAGCAUCCGUCCUCCAGCGCCCCCUAAAGACGGUGCAGGCAGCCUGAACGGCCGGACCAAACCAUGGGAGAACUUCACAGCCGAGGAGUUUGCUCAGCAGUUCCACGAGUCGGUGCUGCAGUCCACUCAGAAAGCACUGCAGAAGCACAAAGGUGGCGCUUCGGCCAUCUCCGAGCCCAACCACACCAUGGACUCCACGGUGCACUACAACAUCCCGGAGCUGCAGAGUGGCGCUGGGCGCAGCACACACCCUCACACACACUCUGUUCUCCAGCCCAAUGGCCUGCACUGCUCUUCUGCGGCCCGGCGAGACGCCCUGCCACGCCCCGAACUCUCCACCGAGGAAGACUCAGACGAAGGGGAUGAGGAGGAGGAGGAAGAAGAAGAGGCUCAGGGACACAGGUGGAAGGGGAUCGAGUCGAUUUUUGAAGCAUAUCAGGAAUAUGUUGAAGAGCAAAAUAUCGAGCGUGAGGUGCUGCUCAGUCAGUGCAGGAAGCUGGAAGCCCAACACUACAACCUCAGCCUGACUGCUGAACAGGUCUCUCACUCCAUGGGGGAGUUGAUGGCUCAGAAGCAGAAGCUGGCGUCCGAGAGGGAGAAGCUGCAGGCCGAGCUGGAGCACUUCCGGAAGUGUCUGAGCGUCCCACAUGCAUCCUGGAGCAGGGCUCACUUCAAAGGAUAUCCUCCCAGGUGACAUCACCCAGAAUCACCCAAGCUUCACCCCCCCCCUCUUUUUUAACUCCCGGACUCCGACACCCUCUGAUCCUAUCGUGAGAGAACAUGAGGGUGGAGAGAUGGUGCACUUUGAGCACACUGCGACAAGAACAACAAACAUAACGUGCCAUGGAGGUGAAGGUGCCACGCCCACUAUCAAACAACACGCCCAGAUCUCACAGAAACACUCGGUCCAUCUCAUACACACAGGUACAGAGAUCCACGUCUUCACAGGCCGGAUCGUGACUCCCCAAACCCGUAUGUAUAUCGUCAUGGCAACUGCACCAUCUCUCCUGGAGAUCUGAGGAGCUUUUAACUGGAAAUGCACUUAAAAGACAAACCAGAAGAACUACCUGGAGGUACUGUGUUAUAACAAGGAACUCCUUUCAAAAGUAAAGAAGAACUUCACAAAUAAAAUGCACAUUUUUUUGUUGGGGGAGGGGAGCGGGUAAAAAAAAAAAUGUAAAAAUGUUAAGGAAAGAUUUAUUCGAAGAAAAAAUACAUUUUAAAAGAGGUGCUUCAGGACCUUGUACUGUAAAUAUCGAAAAAUGGAAAGAAAUUUUUGUAUGUUUUUAUUACUUGCGUUAAUUGUUCUUUGAAGAAGAAAAAGAAGAAGAAAAAAAAAAAAGCCUGUCGUUUUUAAGAAAAGAAAAAAAAAAUGCACAUGCUUUUUAGGGCGUUCAGCCGGAGCCUCGCUUAUAGUGUUUGUAUUGCUGCUGGUCAGGAUUAAGGGCGGAGGAGAAACUCAGUGCACACCUCCACUGUGUGUGUGUGUGUGCGUGUGUGUGUGUGCGUGCAGCCUACCACAGUAGCAUCCGUCCGUAAAGGCAGCACCAAGAAGAGCAGAACAUCACCACUCUCCCACUCCCUGCACUCUGGACUACUACCACAGGCUCAUUACAAUAUUUGAUAUAUUUUUUAAUUAGGGUUAAAAACAGCACGCGUUCUCCGCCUUCCAGUCCCUUUUAUUGUGUUGAGACUUUGAAUCGGUGCCAAAGGUACCCACAGAACCACAAAUCCGUAUCCUGCCUUUACUAACAGAGCUGACGGCCAAAAAAGACGAUUUUAUAUCAGUGUCAAAUGUUGCUGAAUUUCGCUCUAAUAGCAUUGGCAUGAAAUAUAAUCAUAAUUAUAAUAUAAUUUCAUAUUAAAUCACACCUGUGUGUGUGUGUGUGUGUGUGUGUGUGUGUGUAUUCUUGGGUUGAAAUAAAGGAAAACACACACCUUAAAGCUAUCAGAAAUAGUUUCGAAUUCGCCUUUUCAGACGAGCCGCUACCAAUAAUCCAAGAUUUGAAGUAUUAAUAGGUUUUGUAGACAUUAGAGACCGCACUAAGAUAACCAUAAAAUAUCUCCUCAUCCUUAUUCAUUAUUAAUAAUGAACACUUAUGAAUAUGCAGGUUAUGCUAAAUUGGACAGGCCCUCAAACAUCCUCCCACGUUCCUAAAUAUCUAAAUGAUUCAUGUAAAAAAAAUAUAUAAACAAUAUCACAUCCUCGUAUAUUGACCGUGAUUGGUGCAAAGCAAUAGGUCUAAUAAAGUUACAUCACAAACGUAGCCCCGCCCCCCAAAAAACCAACCAGCUCACACCUAAACGUUCAUAUCAGGCUCAUCAACAUUAUUAGCGUUCAGGCUCAAAGGACGGCCCGCUUCUGGAGGCGGAUCCAUAUUUACAAACCCGAAGCCGGCCCUAGCAAGCAUCCAUCAUGUGUAAGUCCGUGUGUGUGUGUGUGUGUGUGUGUGUGUGUGCAUGAGUGAGCACUACCACUGCCUGUCCAGGAGCAGGGACACGACCGUUCUCUUUGUCUCUAGCCGUCUCUCACCCAUCUAGCGCACGCACACGCAGUAGCUGCCACCCCACCCGGCCCCAUCCUGCCCCUGACACGCCCCACCCUGCCCUGCCUCUCAAACCCAAUGGAGGAUGUCUAGAUGCUGUGAAAUCAUGUUUUUAAAGAAAAAAAAAAUGUACUUGUUUAAAUUCAAUGUAAUGUAAUAUAUUAUUUGUUGAAUGUAGUAAUUAGGUAUUUAUGAAUAUAUUGCUGUAAUUUCAGACAAAAAAAUAAAAUGCUUCAGAACUGAA